This is a messenger RNA of Bombus pascuorum, 3035 nucleotides long. Its product is annotated as phospholipase A2-like. Bases 269 to 976 code for a protein of 235 amino acids. Lineage: Eukaryota; Metazoa; Arthropoda; Insecta; Hymenoptera; Apidae. The transcript has 4 exons. The record is from RefSeq and is a predicted model, not a curated record. Gene Ontology annotation, biological process: arachidonate secretion; phospholipid metabolic process.
ACAUUAUUAUUGAUACAACAUUUGAUAAAAAAUCUGUCGUCUAAGAAAAUGAUAGGUAAUAGUUUUCUUGAAGUUACUCUUUACUGAAUUAAUUUUUAACAGCAACAUUCCUUUCUAUUCUUUUUUAAUCAAAAUCUAAUUGCUGAUACGUUACUAUCUCUGUAAAACUCAAUACAAUUGAGGAAAGCUUUACCGUUUACGUAGUAGGAACGUCACUGAAAAUGAUAGAAAGAUAAUUGUUACAUCACGCAUUUUCCAAUCGUGUUCUAUGAGUAGAAAUAUCAUGAUUUCUACAAUCUAUACAUUUUUAUUAUGUACCACAGUCACUUUGGCCCUUGAAUCUGAUUCUAAUUCAAUAACAUUAAAAGAAACAUAUAUUACUUCAAUGGAAAAGUCAAUUCAAAUACUAAUAAACUCUGAACAAGCAAUCCAUAAGAAAAUUGUGAGUAUUAAAAAUUAUUUAAAGGCGCUGGCAUCUGAUAUGCUCCCCAAGAAUGAAAAUACACGGAAAAAAUCAACAAUUGGUGAUGUUUUUAACUCAUUUAAAUCCAAAAUUAAGGCAAUAUUUCCAGGAACAUACUGGUGUGGUGAUGGUAAUGUAUCUCCGAAUGGAGAAGACCUUGGACUUUUUGAUAAUACAGAUGCUUGUUGUAAAACUCAUGAUCUUUGUUUGGAGAAUAUUUCAGCAGGAGAAAAACGAGAAGGACUUUUAAACAAUGGUAUAUUCACAAGGUCAUCGUGUGAAUGUGAUAGAGCAUUUUAUCGAUGUCUUAAAGAAGCUGAUAACAUUUUUGCUACUAAUAUUGGAAGAACCUAUUUUAAUGUUUUAAGACCCCAAUGCUUUCAGACAGAUUAUCCUAUUGUAGACUGUAAAAAAUACGCAAGACAUCGAUUGAUGAAUAACAAAUGUGAUGAAUAUAAUUACAACUUCUCACUGCCACAAAUAAUGCAAUGGUUUGAUAAUCCAGAUUUUUAAUAAUCUUUAGUGAAUUGAAUAAUAUAGUGUAAAUAAUUUGUAGCAAGCUGUUGCUAUAUUAAGUAAAUUUUUGUACUAGAUAAAAAUAUUAAAGAGCAGAAUGUACUUGUUGUUACCACUGAAACAAAUAUUAGCGCUUAACGAAGUGCUUAUUAUGGUUAGAAGUGUUCAAAUUCAAGUGUUCCUUUCAGUGGUAUUCCUCUUUUAAUAACAUGAGGUAUUGUUUUAGGUACCAUACUGAAAAAUAAAUUAAACAAUUAUAUGCUUUUCAUAACUAAAAUUCUAUCUUAAUAAAUAAUUAACUUACGUAAUACAAUCAAUAAUAGGACACACUGAAAGACAAAGUGUACAGCCUGUACAAUCAUCUGUUACUAAUGGAAUGUGAGUUUCAGAAUCAAAUCUGAUUGCUUGAUAACCAGAAUCAGCACAAGCCAUAUAACACUUUCCACAGUUUAUGCACAUAUCCUAACGCAUAGAAUUGUUUACCCUUAAUAUAUAUAAUGAUAAAAAUGAAUAAAACUUGAAAUGAUUAAAAAACGAUUAAGACCUACGUCAUCUAUUAACGCUACCACUUGUUCUUUGUUAUUCAAGUCCUUGUAGGUAUUGAUAUGACUUAAAGCUUUACCAAUAACAUCUUUAAUAGUUGGUACAGGCGCAAUAGGUUUUGGAGCAGGUCUCGUUAUUUCGACAGAUUUAUCGAGUGGAUUCGAGUUAAGUUUAAUCUCGGCUAUUUUCUCUUCUCUAAGUUUUUGAUAUUCUCCAAAAUAUGGUAUAUUCUGAAACACAGAGCAAUUAUAGUAUAUUAUAGCAUAUUUUUAUUUAGUACAUAUCUAUUUUAUUCAGUCAGUUAGCCAAAAGUUACACUUACUUUGCCAAGAGCAUGUAGUAAUACAACUGGUUUCCCUUUUUGAUGUUUAAACGUCGGUGGGCUUUGUCCAUCCCAAUUUUUUACUUGUUCUAAGCUUUUCAAGUACAGCAAGGCUUUUAAACCAGUCACGUAAUCAUCAAUCAGAGUAAAAUCUUGAUUCUGUACAGCGCUGCAAACCUAUCCACCAUUUAAAAAUAAUUCAAUGUAAUCGACGUUAUACGUAGAAAAUUCAUAAAAAGAUAACAUGGCUAACUGACUCACCUGCAAAAUAGAUGCUCCACAAUGUAAAAACUGAAGAGCAACAUCCGCUGAAUCAAUACCGCCGAUACCAAGUAUGGGAAAUCCAGGAAGAUUUUUCGAAAUAGAAGAAACUGCCCUUAGAGCUAGCGGUCUAGUUGCAUUCCCUGACAUACCUCCAUAAGUUGUAGCCUUCUUAAUGCCAACAGCUGGCCAUGGUGUUGCAUCCGCGUGCAAUCCCAUUAAACUUUGAACCGUAUUUAUGGCAGAUACUCCAUCAGCAUGACCUAUACAAAAGAUUAUUUUUUCGAACAUCUGUCAUUGAAAUAUUUUAAUUAUUUAUAUGCGGAAAAGUACCUUCGUAAGCUGCCUUAGCUAUCGAAACGAUGUCGGUAAUGUUUGGUGUUAAUUUCACGAAGAAUGGUAUCUUUAUAGCUUCCCGAACCCAUCUUGAAAUAUUUCUUACCAAUUCGGGAUCCUAAUAUGUGAAAGUUUGUAUAACGGUUGAUAAUAAAAUAAUAAUAAAUUAUUUAAAUCAUGUACUUGACCACAAGCUAAGCCCAUUCCAGAUUCUCCCAUUCCAUGGGGGCAAGAUAAAUUUAAUUCCAGAGCAUCAGCACCGGCUGAUUCAGCUUUCUGAGCAAGUUCCGUCCAAUCUGCUCUAUUGUAUGUACACAUAAUACUAGCAAUAAUAAUCUAAAAAUAAAUUUGAAUCUUCAUCAACAAGAGUGAUGUAAAAAUCUUAUAAAAACUUAUAUAAUUGUAUGUUUUUUUAAACCUUAGAUGGAAAAUCUUUUUUCAGCUCUGUAAUGCUAUUACACCAGUAAGCUUCUGACUUUUCAGAUAUCAGUUCAAUAUUCAAGAAGCUACUUUGUUCGGGACCGUAAUGGUAGCGUGAAGUUGUACCUUUAAUUAUUCGUGGAGACACAUUUGUAACAAGAUCCUAAAACAUUG